UCCUGUAUUUAAAUGGGAGCUGCUGCUGCUGCCCUUUGCUAAGCUGAAGUGAAGCAAUCUGAAGCUCUAGUGAGAAACUGCACUGGAUCUCACAUUAUUCCAGAGAAUCUAACGGCUUUACACACACACACACACACACACACACAAAGGUAAAUUGGCUGCCCUAAAUUCAGAGGAGAGCUCUUUGGUUUUGGUUAGAUUUUGUUCACCUGAAUAAUCAACCCAUUCAAAGGGGGAUCUCUUGUCCCUCUGAGGACUUCAGCAGCACCAAAACUGUGGAGUCCUUCAGUACAUGGAAUGACUCGGAAGCCAAAGUCUACAAACUGAUGGACCUGCCUCCUAGAGCCCCAACAGACAAACAUCAUCUAUGGCAAGCCCUGCUGUCUACUGGAAAGAGGGCUUAGCAGUUGGCGUCACCCUGCUGAAACCAUAAUUGAGGAGGUGUUUACAGAAAGAAGGCUGAAUAGAAAGACAUGCAAGGCAACAAUGCUGUGUAUUAUCAAUGCAAUUGAAAUAGUUGUUCAGAGUAUUCUCAAAGGACAGUUGCUACAGUGGAGAUUGCGACAGUGGGAUUUUUAUUCUCCUCUGCCAACCAAGUACUCACGGGUGACAACAGAAGACAGAGACUAAACAAGAAGAUGACAGUGCAAGAUGUUCCUGGUGCCUUUCCUACAGUGAAUGUCCCAGACCAUGCCCAUUAUACAAUCGGAGUAGUCAUUCUUAUCGUGGGGAUCACGGGAACUCUGGGCAAUUUUCUGGUCAUCUAUGCUUUCUGCAGGAGUAGGAGCCUUCAGACUCCCGCCAACAUAUUCAUCAUCAAUCUAGCCAUUAGUGACUUCCUGAUGUCCGUUACGCAGUCUCCAGUUUUUUUCACCAACAGCCUCCACAAACGCUGGAUUUUUGGUGAGAAAGGCUGUGAGCUGUAUGCCUUCUGCGGAGCUCUUUUUGGCAUUACAUCUAUGAUCACUUUGAUGGUGAUUGCCUUGGACAGAUAUUUUGUCAUCACAAAACCUCUGGCUUCUGUUGGAGUGACGUCUAAGAAGAAGGCCCUAAUAAUCCUGGGAGGAGUCUGGCUGUACUCUUUGGCUUGGAGCCUCCCGCCCUUCUUUGGAUGGAGUGCGUAUGUUCCCGAGGGUCUGAUGACUUCCUGUUCCUGGGACUACAUGACUUUCACACCGUCAGUCCGUGCCUACACGAUGCUGAUUUUCUGUUUCGUCUUUUUCAUUCCUUUGAUUGCUAUCAUAUACAGCUACGUCUUUAUAUUUGAGGCUAUCAAGAAGGCCAACAAGUCUAUUCAGAUAUUUGGAUGUAAACAUGGAAAUAAGGAGUUCCAGAAACAGUAUCAGAGGAUGAAAAAUGAGUGGAAGAUGGCCAAAAUCGCACUGAUUGUCAUCUUGCUUUAUGUCAUUUCCUGGUCACCAUACUCUGUUGUUGCUCUGGUGGCUUUUGCUGGGUAUUCCCACGUCCUAACUCCCUUCAUGAACUCCAUACCAGCUGUGAUUGCCAAAGCUUCUGUCAUCCAUAACCCCAUCAUUUAUGCCAUCACUCACCCCAAAUACAGAACAGCCAUUGCAACAUAUGUUCCUUGCCUUGGAUCCCUGCUGAGAGUUUCUCCUAGAGACUCCCGGUCUUUCAGCAGCUACCCAUCCUCCAGACGAGUGACUAUAAGCAGCCAGUCUUCUGAUGGCUGUACUGACACAGAAACUGAUACCCCCAGCAUGUUCUCCAGACUUGCUAGCAGACAGAUUUCCUAUGAAACGGGUAAAGACACAACUCAAACUAGUGACAUAAGAGCCAAACAUAAGCUGAGGAGUCGUGACUCUGGGAAUUGUGAGAAGACAGCUGUAGAUGCUGAUGACAUAUCCAUGAUGGAAUUGAAUGUCACAGAGUACACUGCUACACUUACUAGAGGUGAGAGCCUGAAUGAUAUUGGACAAAGAAAAGGAGAGUCUCACCACAGACUUUCUGCAGCCCAGAUACCCAGCAUUACAGUAACAUACAGCAGUGUUCAAGGAACAGAGCAGCCUUGUGGAUACAGCUCUGGUUUUCUGCACCCUAAGAUCAACAGCCGCAAGCAGAACAAGAAGUCCAACAGCUAAGUGAGCCACGCAAGCCAGGCUGUCACCUCAGCCAACACCUCUGGGACAACUAUGGACCAGCUGAAUCCAGAACAACUUCCUACAUUGUUCUGAAAUGCUCCUACAAAGACACAACACAAGACAAGCAAGAGGAGUAAGCUUUCCAGCAUCAGAACUAUCUCCAGUGGUUCACUUCUUGAUCUGAGUGACAUUGUAAUUUUAUUCUUUUUUCUUUAUGCAGCUCAUGAAACAAUUUCCUUCACUUGGAUUUUACUCUGCUUUACUCUACUUCCACCACUGCAUGGAUCUUACUUACAGGCCUCCGAGGAUUAACUUGAGAGGAAAGGGAAAUAGGAGAUUCAAACCUGGCCUUUGUUCACUUUGUGUAGUUUAACUUCAAAGCUAUUACAAAGCUAAAGCUGAGAGAUUUGGGGGAAAAUGUACAUUACUUCCUGAAGACAGUUUCUUCAUUACUGUGAAGUUCCUCAACCAAAUGAAAACUCAAUCACACAGUCAGUGCUCCCUUCUCUCAUUAACAACCCAUGUUCCCUCAUUUUCUUCUACAAUCCAACUGAAAGGCAAUACAGUUGAGCAGUAAUUUGAAGUCUCAGAUCUUUGUCUUAAUUUCUGUGAUUCUGGGGGAAGAGACAGGAAUAACUCAGAGGACAAGGCUAUGGUCCUUUCCACACUUAGCUUCUUUUUCCAACAGUCACUUAAGAAGCCAGUUUAACCCACUCCUAGCUAACCUCCCCAGAGCUAUAGGAAAGUGUUAGGAAAUUCCUUCCAACUUUCCUUUAGCAGGCUUCAUGAGAAGAACGCAGAAUUCAAAGAAAUGUUUGUACUGAAAUAUCUUAUGGAUAAGUCAAUCUAUCUGCCUUCUAAUACUUCAAGUUGGUUUACCUGUAGACAUGCUUUUCUAAAGUAAAUCUUGGGAGAAAGGUUAGUUCUUCAAAAAUAGUUGUUCUAGAGAUGUGUGGAAUCCAAACCAUUCCCACUCUAGCAUUUUAAUUUUCCCCUUCUCUAAACAGCAGCAUUCAUAUAGCUGAGGUUUGUUUCCACAAUGACUAAAUCCAUGAGACUGUACUUAUUUCCUCCAAAAGUAAAGGAGUUCUAUGAAACAGUGAUUUUCUGCUUUUUCCUGGUGCAUCUUCUAGUGCGUGAGAAGAAAUGGACAAAAUUCAUUUGCAAUCCAUAGCAGUCUACAUCACAAGGAUCAUAAGGUAUAGUCAGUGGGGAUAUAUACCUUCUGAGCCCAAAAGGACAGGGCCCAAAGAGCUACUGAAACAGUACGUCUCCACGGGGCCUCUAGAGGCUCGCACUUUGUUGCAAUAAGGGAGGGAAGUAAUUUUGUCCUAAGUAAAACAGUUCUUCCCUAUGUCACAUCAGAAAAAGACAUAAAAUCAAUAAAAAUAUAACCAGCUUAUUCCUUUGAGGGGAAAAAAAAAACCCCAAUCAAUGGGUUCUGGAAGAUUUGGGGCAUUGUUUUGAAGCAAACUUUUGGAAACUUACUUCAAACUGAGGUUUAUUAAAAGGAAAAUUACUAAAACUAAAAAUGAAGGUGAUAAUGACUUCUGCAGCAGCCAAAUAUUAAAUUAUGAAAAAGUGGGCUGUUCAGGCUGGUAAUAAACUGCCAAGAGAAACAAACUGUUCAAAAUCCAGGACGUUUUAUGUAAAUAAGGUCAUACACAUUAGAGAUGGAAAGGAGCUAUUACAGUUCCUUCCUUCACCUACCACAACCGGAUAUUGUCUCCAGGCAGAGGACAAUAUUAAACUGAUAAUAUACACAGCUAGCAAUAAGGACAAAGAAUAGAGAAAACCUAUCUUCAAACAGGAGGUACGUUCAAAGAUACUCAUCAAGUGUAAGGAAUUUUAUUAUGACUUAUUGCUUAGGCUUUUAAACUUAUUUAAAAACAUGAAGCAGUAAUUCUUCCCAUCCUUUGUCAUGAAGGCCAUUCACACUAGUGAAAACUGGGAAGAAAUUAAAUGCUAGUGAAUGCUGCCCAUUUCACAUGGGUCACAAAAGGCUGAGCCUGUCCAGAAAAUAGCUCAAAGCUCACACAGGCUGUUUCAUGUGUUAAUAAGAAGUGCAUGGUAUGUGCCAUUAAGAGCUAUAGACCCUUUGCUUCUGUCAAGAUUUUGUUCCCAAGUAGUAUUCUUCAAGACUAUACUCUGCACAUUUCUGCAUUCCCUUCCACUUUUAGAGGGUAUAAAAAGAAUACUUUCAUGGCUAGAAAAGCCUCACGAAUCCACAGCACGUUGUUCUCUAUAUCCUUCAACUCCAGCAUGUACUAGAGAUUAGUUUGUAUCUAUAAAAAGAACUACAGCUGUUCAUGCUCGUCUACUUACAAGAGGCUUGAAAAGCAUAUAUUAAUUAGGGAGAAUUUGUCUGGGAGCACUUCAAAACUCUUGUGUGUACACCCCGUGUAACUAACAGCUUUGCCUUCCCUUCACCUCUACUCAGGCUAUAAAAUUCAUCUAGGGGAAAGCCUACAAAAUUCAUUUCACCUGAAUAUUUCUCCAAGUGAUUCACACUGUAACCCCAGUGGCAUUUGGAAUAAAUCAUUAUUAGUUCAUAUUUCAUCUCAGCAGCUUUAUUUGUGUCCUGUAUCCUCUACUUGGCAGCCAUUCUUUCCGCUUUGCUGUCUCUUUACACCCGUUAACACAGAUGACUGAUUGGAUUAAAAUAAUUUAGGACUGAGAUGAUUCAUAUUUCAGUUAAAGUCAACUGUACAGCCUGUUCUGCACUGGAGAGACUGUCUGUAGUUUACCAUGCAAGUGGGUAUGUUCCAGUGACUUGGAGGUGUGAAAGGACUAGGGCAAGACUGAGGUGUUUCCCUUUGGCCUUUUGUAGGCCAGGAGCUGUUCACAGAGCAGCCUGCUGGCAAAGAAAAUAGCAAGCAGUGUUGGGAGUUAACAGACAAGCUCUUCACCUCCACAGGCUCAAGCUCAAAUUCGGACUUGCAUCACAAAUGAGAAUGUCUGGUCUGAGCAUCCAAGCAAUUCUGCAAAAACUGCUGAGCAAUUGUCACUACUGGUGGUCCUGCAAAGAAGGUGCCAUGAGCCAGUGUAAUCAAAGGCUGCUGCGAGUCAAGAUCGAAGUACUGUUGCAUAAGGCAGCAGGCACAAGUUGCCAAUCUUUCCAAUUUUCCCAUAUUGCCAGGGAUCUCAGUCCCUAUGUUUUGCAGGUUACAGCCUCACUUUGGAAGCUGUUUUGCAUCCCCCACUGGACUAAAAUGUGGUUCUUGGUUUCUGAACCAAGAAGAUGGUUCAGAAAUAGACACAAAAAUCUGAGACUACGUCAUUGGAUAGCACAAGCUCUCCCAUGUAAAGUUUCAUAAAGGACAUUCCCUGAAGAGGCUUGGGAACACUUAUGGGCAUGCUUACAAUUGCUGUAUGUUUCCCACUGACUGGAAAAAUAGAAUGGAAAUUCCAUACCCUUCCACACAGUGCCAUGCCCAAAGGGUCACACAGAAAGUGACCCUACUUCUAACAUAACAGCACUUCCUCCAAAAGCC
Athene cunicularia (burrowing owl) is the source of this 5593-nucleotide messenger RNA. RefSeq names its product opsin 4 (gene OPN4). Gene Ontology annotation, cellular component: membrane. The transcript has 13 exons. NCBI's taxonomy places the organism in Eukaryota, Metazoa, Chordata, Aves, Strigiformes, Strigidae. Gene Ontology annotation, biological process: visual perception; G protein-coupled receptor signaling pathway. The record is from RefSeq and is a predicted model, not a curated record. The coding region runs from base 639 to 2099 and encodes 486 amino acids. Gene Ontology annotation, molecular function: G protein-coupled receptor activity.